Messenger RNA from Juglans regia (Persian walnut), 1409 nucleotides. Its product is annotated as RING-H2 finger protein ATL74-like. The record is from RefSeq and is a predicted model, not a curated record. Gene Ontology annotation, biological process: protein ubiquitination. Lineage: Eukaryota; Viridiplantae; Streptophyta; Magnoliopsida; Fagales; Juglandaceae. Gene Ontology annotation, molecular function: transferase activity. The coding region runs from base 561 to 1130 and encodes 189 amino acids. The transcript has 2 exons.
UUUGCUGUCUAUCUUAGCUUUUCCUAUGCAUCCAGCAGUGUUUCUCCUGUCCCCCUCCCCUCCCCCUCGACCCACUUCAAAGACUAGAAGCGCUUGGUGUAUAAAUUAGUCUUCCAUUCCAAUCCUGUGCCACAAAGGGUGAGCACCCUCCAAAUGCGUGGAUAACUAUCAGAAGAUAGGAUUGAGGAUUCUGAUCGAUUUGGGUCGCCGGCAGCGAUGGAAAGUAAGGUUCAGUGAAACGGUCCCAAAUUCGGAUAACAGUCAUCCACACAGACAAUUUAACCGAGUCUUUUGCCUUAUCCUAGAGAGAAAGGAGAUGCCUCUUCUAUGUCCCUUUCUAGCUGGAAUCUUGACAACAUUACUGUAACCCGGAAAGAACCACCACCCUUUUUCUGUUCUAGCCGAAAAAGAAAUUCUUAUGUGUACGCAAGAAAGGAAAAAUAGAACCGCCUUGCUUGCCUCUCUUUUAGACUUUUAAGCUUCGUGAACCCUUCUGCAAGACCCUUCAAAAACAUUUUUAAAAAAAUCCCAUCUUUUUCUUUUUUUCUGCAAUAGCGGAUAUGCAUCGCCGCUUGGUCGAGACAGAGCUGAGUUUGCCACCGGAAAAUGGGAACAAGAUGCGUGACUCGUACAUCAGCGAGACCAACUUUGACACCAACAUGGUGAUCAUAUUGGCAGCCUUGUUAUGCGCACUGAUAUGCGCGCUUGGGCUGAACUCAAUCGUGCGCUGCGCCUUCCGCUGCAGUCGAAGGUUUGCGUUGGAGACCCCGGACCAAACGGCUGCACGGCUAGCUGCCACGGGCCUCAAGAAGCGCGAUUUGCGUCAGAUUCCGGUGGCGAUUUAUGGGUCCGGUGUGAAUAUCAAGGCCACGGAGUGCGCAAUCUGCCUCGGUGAAUUCGAGGACGGUGAGAACGUUCGGGUGCUGCCAAAAUGCAAUCACGGGUUCCAUGUGAGCUGCAUAGACACGUGGCUUUUGUCGCAUUCAUCGUGCCCAAAUUGUCGGCAUUCACUGCGGGAGCACCCAGUAACAGGUUCAGGUACAAAUCCACAAGUUUCACCGGCAGAGCCAUCGGGAAAUGGGGCCGGCCGGCGAGAUAGCGUUGUCAUAGUGGUUAACGAGGCAAGUUAGGUGUAUUAAUGGUGGCAAUCACGUCGAAAUUGUGUGACACCAUGGUGCAUGCUGAUGAAGUUUUUUAGGUGGAGGUAUUGCAAAUGCUACGGGGUUCUUCUUUCGAAUUAUUUUGUAGUUAUUUCACCGACUCUGUUGAGAUUUCCAGAAGUAGUAGCAGUAGUAGUGGUGUUACAGUGUAGUAUCAGCAGCCAUCAUUUUGAGUUAUGGAAUUUGAAUCAAUGAUUUGGAUGUGAAACUGCCCAUUUUGUAUUAUAAUGGAGUGGUGAAUUAGACAAA